Molecule: messenger RNA, 1215 nt
Organism: Lathyrus oleraceus (garden pea)
Lineage: Eukaryota; Viridiplantae; Streptophyta; Magnoliopsida; Fabales; Fabaceae
Exons: 8
Coding region: 1-1215 (404 amino acids)
Source: RefSeq, a predicted model, not a curated record
AUGGCGCGACCGAUUGAAUCCGUGAUGGACAUUAACGAUUCUAAAGAUUUGUGGAAGAUUGUUGUUCGUUGUAGACAUUUCUGGACUGUGAGAAGUUCGUCAAGCAAAGAACACCUUGAACUAAUUUUGGUUGCUUCUAAGCUGGAUAUGAUACAAGCAAUUGUACCAUCCCAUCUGGUGUCGAAAUAUGUGGGCGAUCUUGCCGUAGGAGCUUCAUAUAUCAUGCAGAACUUUAAAGUCUCAAACAACGAUUUCUCCUUUAAGUCUACUACUCAUGGAUACAAGUUGGUAUUUUGUGGUUCAACUUAUGUUAAAAAAACGGAGCUCCCGGAGAUUCCUAUAGAUUAUUUCAACAUUCUUGGUUUGUCGUCCAUUGCUGAUGGAAAAUUCCAGCCUAAUGUAUUGAACCAUGGGGAAGAUGUGAACAUUGUUGUUCUAUUACAAAAUGCAAGGAUAAAGGUUGCGCAAGGUUUUCCUUUAAAUGUAUCCAAUGCUUGGAGUGGCACAAAGCUGAUCAUUAAUGAUAUUAGUAAUGUUGAAAUUAAGAAGCUGAAGGAUAGCCUAAAUGCUGAACUGCCAAAGCUUUCUUCAUCAAGUUUGCAAGUUGAAACAACUCAAACCUCACAGUAUUCCGAUUUUGAUAAAUUUAUAUGGAAGGCCGAAGUCAUUAGUUUGGCUGAGAUCGCGAUGCUUAAACAAGAAACAACAUGUGUCACCAUAGCGAAGUUGGAGAAGUUUGAAGUUGGUAAUUCCGGUUGGUAUUACGAUGGUUGUGCCGAAUGUACCAAGAGCGUCGUUGUAAAAGAUGGCAAACUUAAGUGCUAUGCAAAUCACAUAAGUUCUGAACCCGUGCCAAGGUACAAGCUUGAAGUGUUGGGAGUUGAUGGUAAAUUCAAGUCCCGUUUCGUCUUUUGGGAUAGUGACUGUUUCAAGUUAAUUGGAAAAUCUGCUCUACAGAUGAAAAAUGAAUUAGUGGAGGCCGGUGAAGACAAUCCGUUAGAAUUCCCUUUUGGUCUUGAUGCUAUGUUGAAGAAGGAGUUGGCAAUUAGAGUUGUUUUUCAACCGAAAUUUAAUCGUCUUUCGGUUAUUAGCUUUAAAGACGAUGAAGAUUCACGUAAGAAAGUUAAGGACACCUUCAAGUCUCAUGAGGUAUGUAUUAACAUAUUAUUGGCAAAUGUUUCAAUCUCAUUGAUUUGUAUCUUAAUUCUGAUUUGA